Formica exsecta is the source of this 2200-nucleotide messenger RNA. Its product is annotated as obg-like ATPase 1. Lineage: Eukaryota; Metazoa; Arthropoda; Insecta; Hymenoptera; Formicidae. Bases 82 to 1635 code for a protein of 517 amino acids. The record is from RefSeq and is a predicted model, not a curated record. The transcript has 10 exons. Gene Ontology annotation, molecular function: ATP hydrolysis activity; ATP binding; GTP binding. Gene Ontology annotation, cellular component: cytoplasm.
UACGCGGUGCAGUCCCGAUUCGCCGACAUUAUCCUUUACUUUAAUGAGGCGGAUUUGAAAAAAGUUCACAGUUUGAAGCAUAUGUGCGUGUCUCCUUACGAGUUUCGAUCGCGGCAGAGUCGAUACGCAUCAUAUUGUCCCGUUUGCUUUUUGGAAAAAAUCUUGACAACUUCCGGUCAAUCAGUGGAUAGUCAAGGAAUGAUACAGUUUAGGGAAUACUUCUAUUGGAUCUGUCCGCAACAUAUGAAUAUUUUUAUUAAAAAUCCAUUGCAGUACGUUUCAUCUGUCAAUGCAACAUCUCUUCUCGACGAACGACCACGUAUACUUAAAGAGACAGUCGAUACGGAGCAUGCUUGCUGGGCGCAACGUCUUCAAGUUAGAGGUUUCUGCCUGGUAACUUACGUCGAUGGUCUACCGGAUCGCAAGUUGACGAAAGGCAAAGCCGAUCUAGGUGUUAUCUUCAAGGAUAAAGUAUACCUCUUCUGUAGUGAAAACUGUCGUGAGAAGUUCCUCGCGCAGCACAACAAAUACUCCGAAGUUGAUGUUGCGUUUUCUCGCGAAAUUCCGCUGAUCAAAAUGCGGCAUCUGUCGAAUGUCGAUUUUUUGGAGCAAACAGUGGCGAGUCGUGUUCCGGUACCCGAUGCGAGGUUCGACUAUCUCUGCGAAUAUUUUAAGCCGGUUAGUAAAGUUCCGGCCUUCUUGCAUGUGAUGGACAUUGCUGGAUUAGUGAAGGGCGCUGCCGAGGGGCAAGGCUUAGGAAACAACUUUCUCUCACAUAUUGGAGCUUGCGACGGCAUAUUUCAUCUUUGUCGUGCCUUUGAGGAUGACGAUGUCACUCAUGUAGAGGGUGAUGUCAAUCCCGUGAGAGAUCUCGAUAUCAUUAGCGAAGAGUUGCGAUUGAAAGACAUCGAAUUCUUGAAUGCACAUCUUGAAAAGCUCGAGAAACUUGUAAUUCGCGGUAAUGAUAAGAAGCUGAAACCUGAAUAUGAAACGCUUUUGAAGGUGAAGGGUGUUCUAGUGGAUGACAAGAAACAUAUCAGGUUUGCUGAUUGGAGUUCCAAUGAUGUCGAGGUGCUCAACAAAUAUUUAUUCCUUACUUCAAAACCAAUUCUGUAUUUGGCGAAUAUGUCAGAAAAAGAUUACUUUCGCAAAAAGAACAAAUGGUUAAUGGAUAUAAAACUAUGGGUUGACAAGAAUGAUCCAGGCGCGGUGUUAAUCCCUUUCAGCGCUGCCUUCGAAAACAAGAGUCUCGAGAUGGACGAGGCGGAAUUCGAAACAUACUUAAAAGGACACAAAGUCACCAGUGCGCUUGACAAAAUUAUUGUACAAGGAUACAAGGCGCUAAAUUUGCAAUAUUUCUUCACGGCCGGACACGAUGAAGUUAAGGCAUGGACAAUCCAAAAAGGUACAAAAGCACCUCAAGCUGCUGGCAAGAUACAUACGGAUUUCGAAAAAGGAUUCAUUAUGGCGGAAGUGAUGAAAUUCGAGGAUUUCAAAAACGAAGGGUCGGAAGCCGCAGUGAAGGCUGCCGGAAAAUACAGACAACAAGGGCGUGCUUAUGUAGUUGAAGAUGGCGAUAUUAUUUUCUUUAAGUUCAAUGCAGGUGCCGGAUUAAAAGACGCGAAAAAGAAGUGAUGGCACGCGUUUCUCAUGUUGUUGCUCGUCCACCUAUACAUCAACAUGAUUCUGUUAUCCUAUUGCAUGCAUCAUCCCCGCGUCAAUUAAUCCAACUUGUUUCCCGAUUCUGCCUGACUUUCUCAUUCAUGUAUACAUGUCAACGCGAUGAUGAUAGUGAUAAUUAUUUUUCUAUUCUAUAGGAGUCAUAUAGAAUUAAUCGCGCUUGUGCUCAUAAUAUAUUCAAAUGAUAUUUUAUUGAAAUAAUAUUCAAUAUUUUUCUUGUUCAAAAUUAUGCGCAUAAAACAAUGCACUCAAUAUCCACGGAUAUUAUGAUCUUUUUAUAACAAAUGGUAAAGAAGAAGAAGGAAAUUGUAUUUUCAUUUUCAUUACUAUGUACAUAAUUAACAGAUUUACCAAGUUGCAUUUUGCACUUUUUAUCUUUGAUGUGAAAAUGCGCGAAUGAGAGAGAAAAGAAAAGGAAUAGGAAGGACAUGUACGUAAAACAUUUUUUUGUACAAUCUUCUGUAUUUAUUCAACAACUAUUAAACUUAUAUAGAUUGACAUAAAAAAAUUAUAACAAUCU